Molecule: messenger RNA, 480 nt
Organism: Humulus lupulus (European hop)
Lineage: Eukaryota; Viridiplantae; Streptophyta; Magnoliopsida; Rosales; Cannabaceae
Exons: 2
Coding region: 1-480 (159 amino acids)
Source: RefSeq, a predicted model, not a curated record
AUGGACAUUAACAAUGCUUUUCUACAUGGUGAUUUACAUGAACAAGUCUUUAUAAAGAUUCCUCAAGGCUAUAAGCCUUUAGGGGAACUUCUAGUAAAUGUUGUUUAUAAACUUAAUAAGAUUUAUGUCGAAGAUCUUGUUAUUUCAAGCAAUAAUGACAUGGAUGCCUUUCAUUUUAAACAACAGCUUAAUUCCAAAUUCAAACUCAAAUAUCUUGGUCCUUUACAUUUCUUUCUUGGACUUGAGAUUGGUCGAUCUAACAAUGGCAAUUCUAUUUCGCAGAGACCUUUCACUUUACAAAUUCUUAAUGAAACAGGUUUUUUAGGUGCUAAAGCUUCUUCAACACCUACGAAACCAAACUAUAAACUCAGUAAAGAUGAAGGAGAUAUUUUGGCUGAUCCAACAACAUAUAGAAGCCUCGUUGGUAAACUUAUCUACCUUACUGUCACUAGGCUUGAUAUUUCUUAUGCAGUAAAUUGA